Messenger RNA from Microthlaspi erraticum, 1338 nucleotides. Lineage: Eukaryota; Viridiplantae; Streptophyta; Magnoliopsida; Brassicales; Brassicaceae. The record is from the annotation of a GenBank genome assembly.
AUGGCAGCACCUACGACAUCCGAGCCUAUCGUGAACCUCCCGACGACGCAAUUUGAAUCUCAGGUCGCAGAGCCACUGGGGAUAACUCUUCUAGUUCGUCAUCUUCCCGAUGGAAUUCCUCAUGAUAUCGUCUCUCGGCUAUUUUCUCAAUACGGAGCUUCUACAGUUCGUCCUUGCUCUUCUGGUGGAAGAUUGAGGAACGCUGCAUUUGUGGAUUUCAAGAAUGAAGCUUUUGCUUCUCAAGCAUAUCGCCAGUUAAACGGGCUGAGGUUUCUUGGUAAGGUUCUACAAGUACAGAGAGCCAAUAAACCUGUUGAGAACAAGAAGUCUCGGCAAAAUGAAGAAUCUUCCAAAGAUGGUCACUACUCAUUCUCUACAGUUAGCAGCAGCAGCAAUGAUUCAAACUCAGGGCAGAUACUUGCUGGUGAACCUAUAGCUCCGAAACUCGGCAUCAACUAUCCGUUUCCUCCUCACCUUCAAUAUGCUUACCCACCACCCGAUGCAAAUAUACUAGCCAACAUUACUAAUGCCCUUAUCGCUGUCCCACCGUUAUACACCCAGGUGUUGCAUCUGAUGAACAAAAUGAAUCUUCCACCUCCUUUUCGUCUGGCCCUGCCCAUACCACCUCUACCUAAAGCAGCUCCCCAACCAACUGAGUUGGAGCAUCCAUCUAGUAGCGAGUCAGAGAUGGAAUCUGAUGAGGAUACAGGUAAAUCAAAAUCCGGAAGGAAGCGUGCUAGGCAUGAAACUGCUGUUGGUCCUGGUACGGACAAGGAUGUGACACAUGAGACUGUUGGAGUGAAGCCCUCCUCCUUGACCCCAAAGGAGAUCCCUCGAAUAAGAAAGAAUAAACAUGUUAUGCAGAUCAAGAUUGCGCCAAAAGUUGGUCAAGACGAAAACAGAAAGGAUGUUGAGAAUGAUGGCCCUGCAGAAGAGAUCAUGGAAGAAAGUUCAGAUUUGAAACCCUUUGCGAGUUUAGAGGAGUUGGAGAAAGGAAGGUUGUCUCCACAUGAUAUUCUUUCACUGCCUAUGUUCAAGAACUACACAGCUGGGAAUCCAUCGCUUGUGCUGUAUAUCAAAAACCUUGCCAAAGAUGUUACUGUUGAUGAUUUCUAUUACAUAUUUGGGUCACAAUUUGGAAGCAUCGAAGCAGCUAAAUCCAGUCUUGGCGUGAGGCUGAUGCAGGAAGGGAGGAUGAGAGGGCAAGCUUUUUUGACAUUUCCAUCUGUUGAAGUGGCACAUCGUUCUCUGAAUCUUGUAAAUGGCUUUGUGUUCAAAGGAAAACCAAUGAUAAUCCAGUUUGGCAGAAAUCCUGGAGCAGCCAAGCCAAACGAAUGA